Molecule: messenger RNA, 1132 nt
Organism: Boleophthalmus pectinirostris (great blue-spotted mudskipper)
Lineage: Eukaryota; Metazoa; Chordata; Actinopteri; Gobiiformes; Gobiidae
Exons: 4
Coding region: 136-879 (247 amino acids)
Biological process (GO): immune response
Cellular component (GO): extracellular region
Molecular function (GO): cytokine activity
Source: RefSeq, a predicted model, not a curated record
UGUUUCCUCCUUUCCUUUCCUUGUUUCUUAGUUUUAUCUCCUCGCGCGCUGUGGAAUGACUGGAAUCCACGGACACGGCGCGUCUCCAGUGCGCGUGCGCGGGUCACGGUUCUUUAUUCUAACGCGCUCGCGCUCAUGUCAAAGUGUCACGUUAUAAACGUGUUUUUUUUACGCACGUGCGGCUUUUUGUGCUGCGUCACAGCGCGAGACCCGCGGGACCGAGGCUCUGAGCGCGAAGGUCACGAAGAACACGGACGAAGUACUUUUACUUCCUCUGAGAGUACUUUUACUGCACUACUUCUGAGAGCAGUACCCCUCCUCCUGCUCCUGGCGGCGCUGGCGCACUCUGCCCCUGUCGGACCUUGGACCUCAGACCAGACUCAGAUCCUGGUCCGGUCUCAGAUGUUGGUCCAGAAGAUCCUCCAGAGUCUGGUUCAGAUCCACGCUCAGACCGUGACGUCAUCAGGACUCACCUUUGACCCCUCAGGCCCCGCCCCCGAGCUGCAACUGAUGAUGUCACAGCUGCAGAUCACGCCCCCUCCGGUCCCCAACCUGCUGUCGCCCACCUUCAGCCAGGAGGACUGCGUGCGGUGGAUGUGGGCGGGGCUGGAGCAGCAGCAGAGGAUUGUGGGAGAUCUGUCGUCCAAACUGAGCGCGCUCAGUGACCUGCACGCCGACCUGAGUGACCUGCAGGCCCAGACAGCUGAGAUGAUGUCAUUGAUGGGCGUGGUCAUCUCUACGGUCCAAUCAGGGAGCAGCAUUCUGACUCGUCUCCACGGCGACUACGACACCGAGGUGGCCGUGCACCUGACGCUAACCACUCUGCGAGCGUUCUGCCACGACCUGAGCCGCGCCCUCCGCAAGCUUCCACAGGUCUGAGGGUCUGAGGUCCGGACCGGAACAAGACCAGAAGUGCUUUAUGACUCGGUGCAGAUCUUUACUCCAGAUGCCCUUCCAUCCUCACCCAGACUGCACCUGUGGGACGUUUGUGCCUUUGAUUGUGUGAUUGUAUUUAUGUAUUUAUUCAAAUCAAAGAUUUAUUUAUAAAUUAUUUAUUUAUUUAUGUUCAUAUUUAUGCAAAUGAAGUUUUUUGUAAUAAGUUUAUUUUAAUAAAGUCGUUUUUUUACACAAA